AUGUUGGAUAUAAGUUGCAAGGAACAAUAUUGGAAGAAGUCGACAUCGAUAAAUUAUGUGUUGGUCAUAAUUUUUAUCCUUUGUAGAGUUCAUGUGUGUACAUGGAAUGUCAAGGUAACACAACCACCAGAUGAAGACUUCAGAUCACUUUUGCACCUUGACAAUGAAGAACAACUUCCUGAUAUUGUUGCUGUGGGUUUGCAGGAGGUUGAUGCUAAACCACAGUCAUUAUUAAUUGAAUACAUAAAGGAAAAUUCCUGGGUAAAGAUCCUUCAAGCCUACCUUGGGGCAUAUGGCUUGGUUAAGCUCAAAUCAAUCCGCAUGCUUGGAAUGGUACACCUUGUAGCUGUUCACACCAAGCAUCUUCCAUAUGUGCGUGAAAUUAGACCUGGUUACUGCAAAACAGCACUUCUUGGCCUCCUGGGAACCAAAGGAGCAGUGUCAUUAAGAUUUACUCUUUAUGGACAAAGCUUCUGCUUCAUCAACAGUCAUUUCUCUGCUCACGCUGACUAUGAAGAACAAAGGAAUCUGGUAGUACAUCCAGAAUAUGGGAGCAUUAGUCAACAUUUGCUAUUUGCAAAUUGUACACCUCAAAAAGCAAUGGAACACAGCUAUGUAUUCUGGCUAGGGGAUCUCAACUACAGAAUUAAUGAAACCAUUGACAACAUCAAAGGGCUUUGUGCAAAAAAUGAUUACCCUGCACUAUGGAAGCAUGACCAGCUCUUACAAGGUCAGAAAGACGGCAAAUGUUUUGAAAAGUUCCAAGAAGGAGAGCUUACCUUUCCACCUACUUACAAGUACAACCCUGGAACAGAUCAGUGGGACACAGAAAGUGGAAAGUACCGCAAACCCGCCUGGACUGACCGAGUAUUGUGGCUCGAAUCUGAGGAGAGGAAAAACACUGUUACACUGGAGAGUUACGUUUCUUAUCAGUCCUAUCAAACAAGUGAUCACAGACCUGUUGGAGCCUCGCUGGCCUUGAAUCUUAAUGACUCGAUCUCUUCAAUGGAGGAUCCUAUCUCGUGGAAGUUGGAUCUCAUGAGUCUUCCCUGGUAUGGCAAUGAGGAUGGUUUGUGUGUAUACGUGGUGAAGAACUACAAGACGUACAGCUGGGAUUGGAUUGGUCUCUACAGGGUUGGUUUUCAACAUGUCUUUGAUUACGAAAUGUAUGAGUGGGCCGUGGGGGACGGGGACGAGUACGGCGAGAACGGCUGCGCGGUGUUGUUCGACUGUCUGCCAGAGGAGGCUGGCCAUUACGUCAUGUGUUACUAUAGCUACAAGUUGGACUGCAUUAUUUCCGUCAGUGAACCAUUUGAGAUUCUUCCACCCCGAGAUGAAGACAAGGAUCCAGUUGAGGUUCAAGUCGAGCAGCCCACUGAGGAUGUGUAAGCAACAAGGAUGACAACAGCUUUUGCCAGACACUGCACCGCUUCACAAACCGCACGAAUGAGGAGAUACUUUAUGUAAAUAUUUUAGCACGGUACCUGAGCAUAUUUUUCCUAGCCGCCAUUUUGAAUGAUGGGCGCUUUGCGUAACCUUGUCAGUGACGUGUCCUUGUUAAUCGUAUGGUGCGUUUAAUGAGAAAAGAGAAUCCAGAACUAGCUUCAUGUAAGACUAUGGAAUCCUAUAUUAAGCUAGCACUGGCCUGAGACCCUUAAUUGUCUUUCCAUAUAUACUGUAAAAUAAAUCUUCGCUCACCGGACAACCUCUAUCAAGUUAACGUGGACACCUAAAAAAAGGCUUUUGUAAAACGCUAUUGUUACGUGAAACCUGUGGUGAGCGACAGCUGA
Molecule: messenger RNA, 1790 nt
Organism: Pocillopora damicornis (cauliflower coral)
Lineage: Eukaryota; Metazoa; Cnidaria; Anthozoa; Scleractinia; Pocilloporidae
Product: inositol polyphosphate 5-phosphatase K
Biological process (GO): phosphatidylinositol dephosphorylation
Molecular function (GO): phosphatidylinositol-4,5-bisphosphate 5-phosphatase activity
Source: RefSeq, a predicted model, not a curated record